This is a messenger RNA of Desarmillaria tabescens, 1601 nucleotides long. RefSeq lists its product as uncharacterized. The transcript has 3 exons. The coding region runs from base 245 to 1447 and encodes 400 amino acids. Lineage: Eukaryota; Fungi; Basidiomycota; Agaricomycetes; Agaricales; Physalacriaceae. The record is from RefSeq and is a predicted model, not a curated record.
ACGGCACCUCCUUAACGUGAUCCGGGUCUCUCAUUCGUCUACCCAACACCUUGAAUACGUCUGGAAGGAUGCCAAGGACAUCAAUUUGGACGUGUUCCUCACGGGAACUACAUUGUAUCUGAACGACCGGAACCUUUCCAUUGAAUACGUUCACAAGACUGCCAGCGCUGUGUCACCUUGUGUUGCCUAUGAUUCGAGGUCAGAAGAUGAUGACGAUAAUACUUUUACAUGCGAUUGCUCUGUCAUGGAUCUUGUAUCCCAGAUUGCUGACAGCACGAUGACUAGGCUGCCGCGUCACGAGAUACGCGCUGCUAACGCUCUAAAUCGUAGUCUCGUUGCACUCUUUCCACGAUCUUUGAAGAUAAAGUCUCCCCCGCGGCGUUUCGGCUAUCCCGACAGAAUGGAAUUGACUUGGACGUGUUCGGCCCCCUCAGCUUUCACUGUUGUCGUCAAGCCUGGGAGGCAGUCGCUGAAUAAUGAAUUGAAAGUUCCUGUUGAUGAUCAGGAGGAAGCCCAGUGGGACGCAUCGGUAAACCAUAGCGGUGAUGCUGUUUCCGACAUCAGUUAUAUAAUUACCACAGACAAGAUGGCGCUACUAUCCGACUAUCACCCGGGACGCGUCUAUACCAUUCAGGUCUACGCAAAUCGGACUCAUUUUUCCGUCGCUUACUCACAGCCAUUUCUAUUUGAAUGCCCGCUGAAUUGUGUGAACGAGUUGAAGGGGGAAAUGCGAGGCGGCACCCUUUUCGUCUCAUUCUCCACAGUUCGCGGUGCUUGUCAAUAUGAGAUCAUAACGAUAUUCCCUGACGAAGUAAGGAAUACUGACUUGACUGAUGGCACGGAGUGGUCCAAGGAGAUUUUGGGGAAAGCGCCAAUCCGUGUCAAGGUUUCAGCUAUCAGUGCAGAAGGGGUGCGCAGUUACACACCUAUGACUGUGGAUGUCAUUCCUGAACCUUCUGCUGUUGCUUCUGCACCUCCCCAAUUAUCUGGAUCUCCUUCCAAAGUCGCAGCAUCAUCAGAUAAUAAGGACCCUCCCAAAGGACAAUCUACCUCCCAGAAACCUCGGAUACAGAAAUCUAAGGCAAAAAGGCGACGGAAAGGGAAGAACUCAUCGGGUGGACCUAUCCCUGAACCAGAUUCUGAUAGUGAGGAAUCGGAGGAUGAUGUAGAAUAUGAGUUUGUACAGGGCGAGAGUGAAACCGACGACGACGCAAGCGACGAUGGCUGGACAGAACAUGUUGUAGGGCGUUCCAAGCGGACUCCCAAAGUUGAGACAACACUUAACCAUGACUGGACAACAAUUUGCGGAAUCGAGGUCCAUGUAAACGAUAUCCUUGAAGUCGAACUUGGAUCCUCGAAAUCUCAACACCGCUUCGUACAUUUCCUCAUCUACGUGGAAAUGAUUUCCGAAGUACAGAAGACUAAUCGGACUCCAAAUUCACCCUAGAGGGUCUGAAAUAUCUGAGUGUCCAUGAUUUUCUCGACCCUUGUCUAGGAAAAGACCCCCAAAAAUACCGGCAUGUAGAGAGUCUCUCAGAAGAAAGUCGGGAGUUUCUGCUGUUGCCAGAUGAUGCAGAUCAUGUCACGUCGGUUGUCUCUGU